This is a messenger RNA of Schizosaccharomyces cryophilus OY26, 1760 nucleotides long. RefSeq names its product cardiolipin-specific phospholipase. Gene Ontology annotation, molecular function: A2-type glycerophospholipase activity. Bases 215 to 1468 code for a protein of 417 amino acids. The record is from RefSeq and is a predicted model, not a curated record. The transcript has a single exon. Lineage: Eukaryota; Fungi; Ascomycota; Schizosaccharomycetes; Schizosaccharomycetales; Schizosaccharomycetaceae. Gene Ontology annotation, biological process: cardiolipin acyl-chain remodeling. Gene Ontology annotation, cellular component: mitochondrial inner membrane.
CUUCGCCAAAUUCAAUAAGGAAUCAUUGUUCAAGAAAGCUUCAAAUUUCUGCUCAGAUCAACCCAUUUUAAGCUCAAUUGCUCCACUAUAUCAACAAAAAAUCAGGAGAUUAAGGACAACGUCUCUGUAAUACGAGAAGUUUAAAAGUUUGUCAAUUUCCAUAAAUUUUUGUUAGAGGAACGAAGAUUCAUUUUUACUUAAAGAUUCACUCAGAAUGUCUCAAGCUAAAGUCGCUAGUAUGAGUGCUGUAUCUACUUCCUCUAUGUCUCAGACGCUUAGAAUGUCAUGGAGACAGUGGCGUACAGAGAGCAGCUCGACAUAUGCUAAAAGAUGUGAGAUAGAUGUGUUGAAUUGUGUUGAUUUUAUUCGUGAAAACGAAAAGGAGCCGGAUAGAUUGGUUGAAAUUUGUGAUUUCCCUAUUUAUGAGAACGAUGGCGUAAUUCACGAAUUGUGUGUUAGUGACAAGGAAACAGGGAAGCAGAAUAAGAAGAAUGUGGUUUAUUUGCAUGGAUAUGGAGCUGGACUUGGAUUUUUCUUUCAGAACAUCGAUGAAUUAACGAAAGGAACGACAAAAAGGCAUAACAGUUACUUUGUCGAUUGGUUGGGUAUGGGGAACUCCUCUCGUCCGCCCUUUAAAGUCAAGGGAAAGACUUCAGCUGAACGAGUACACGAAGCUGAAAAUUUCUUUGUAGAAUCGUUGGAAUGCUGGCGUAUUAAACAUAGAAUUGAGAGCAUGGUUCUUGUGGGCCAUAGCCUUGGAGGAUAUUUGAGCGCGGUUUAUGCGAUGCGUUAUCCUGAACGUGUUGAAAAGUUAAUGUUGGUAAGUCCGGUUGGUGUUCCAGAAUGUCCGUACGCGACAGAUGACGACGCUGAAGAAUAUCCGAAUUUCGCUACUUCUGCGCUUCAUGCUAUGACGGAUGAUACCCCUAAGACGAACGUAGCGAAUGAAUUAUUACAAACGCAAGAUGAAAUUUCCGGCAAAACCUCUCCUCGUUCUAUAAAGCCGAAGAAUCCCCUUCCAAGAUGGAUCACCUUUUUAUGGGAACAGAACGUGACUCCUUUCGCUCUUUUGAGAUUUAGUGGGCCGCUUGGACCAAAGCUAACCAGCUUUUGGACAUCCAGACGCUUUUCGACUUUACCAGAGAAUGUCUUUCAGGCGCUUCAUGCAUAUUGCUAUUCCAUAUUUCGUUUGAAAGGCUCUAGUGAGUAUGCUCUUGGAAGUCUACUAGCACCAGGCGCUUUUGCAAGAAAGAGCAUCCAUAAUCGAUUGCAUAGAAUUAAAUGCCGAACAAUUUUUAUGUAUGGUGACAAAGACUGGAUGGACGACAUAGCUGGUUUGAAGGCCGUUGAGGUUUUAUCACAAUUUAACGUUGAGGCUGAACAUCAUUAUAUCACAAACGCUGGUCAUCACUGCUAUUUAGAUAAUCCGAAAGAAUUUAACGCGUUGGUUUUGGAAGAAAUUCUUUAAGAAAACUGAAGAAUCAAAUCAGUCGGCCCGGCCUUGCCUCCUCCUUUCUGGUUUUGCUCAUUAUUUAUUCCUUAUAGUUUCUUUGUUAUUUACCUUACUGUUAAUAAUUUUUGAUGAUCAUCGUUUCCCAAUCAAUCUUUAUGUACGAAUUUAAUUUCCUUGAUGCCUACAAUUGCUGUGAAUAUUUGAGGUUAAGCUUAUUGUGUGUCAGUCACUCAUCCUUGAGAUUCCCUGCAUUGUCGAUUGUUAAUUAUUUGGUUUUAUGUAACUAUUGCUUUAAUUUAUUGAAAUA